Messenger RNA from Panicum hallii, 1282 nucleotides. RefSeq names its product calcium uniporter protein 6, mitochondrial-like. The transcript is spliced from 2 exons. NCBI's taxonomy places the organism in Eukaryota, Viridiplantae, Streptophyta, Magnoliopsida, Poales, Poaceae. Gene Ontology annotation, molecular function: uniporter activity; calcium channel activity. Gene Ontology annotation, cellular component: mitochondrial inner membrane; uniplex complex. Bases 133 to 951 code for a protein of 272 amino acids. Gene Ontology annotation, biological process: calcium import into the mitochondrion; mitochondrial calcium ion homeostasis. The record is from RefSeq and is a predicted model, not a curated record.
UCGCCAUGCCAUCCCGUUCCGGCCCACGAGCCCACACACCAGACUACAGACUAGCAAGAAAGAAGCCGAGGCGGCUUCCGAGGAAGCAAGCACCGCCCGCUGCCGGCUCUUCUCCUCCACCACCACCGCACCAUGUCCUUGUGGCGCGCUGCCGCCUCCCGCCUCCUCCUCCGCCGCCGCUCCCCGUCCCCGCCCACCGCCGCCUCGUCCUACGCUCUCCUCCUCCACGCGCGCCCCUUCUCCCCGCGCCCGGCCCAGGCGGAGGUCACCCCCGCCGAGGCGCGGCGGCUCGUGCGCCUCGUCGCCGUCGAGGCGCUCAAGCGCCGCCUGCGGGACAGCCGGGGCGAGGUCGUGGGCUACGGCGAGCUCCUCGACGCCUGCGUGGAGGCCGGCGCGGCACGCACCCACGCCGAUGCUGAGGCGCUCGCGCGGGCCAUGGAUGACGCUGGCGUCGUCCUGCUCUUCAGGGACAAGGCCUACCUCCAACCCGAGAAGGUGGUGGACCUGGUUAGAAGAGCUGUGCCACUCGCGCUCGAACCUGAGAAUGACCCGAGAAAAGAGGAGUUCAAGCAGCUCCAGGAAAAGAAGGAAGAGAUCGACAAGCUAGCGCACAAGCAAGUGCGGCGUAUCCUGUGGUCUGGCUUAGGGUUCUUCAUGUGCCAAGUCGGGCUCUUUUUCCGUCUCACGUUCUGGGAAUUCUCAUGGGAUGUGAUGGAACCGAUCGCCUUCUUCACCACUGCUUCCGGCCUGCUUGUUGGCUACGCCUAUUUCCUCAUCACCUCAAGAGACCCGACGUAUCAGGACUUUAUGGAGAGACUGUUUUUGUCGAGGCAGAGAAAGCUUUGCGCUGCACAGAAGUUUGAUAUGGAGAGGUACCUGGAGUUGCAGAAGCACUGUAGGUGUCCUCUGGAAGUCCAUCACUCUCAUGGUCCCAAGCUUCAUGGCUUGUGACACCAAAGGAACUAAAGUUUCUCCUCUGUUACCUGAUGCUUCGUUGUGUAUUCUCUAGGUUGUAGAACAGACACUAUUUACAUACCCGUCAUCUGAGACUAUAGUUCGAGAUAGCAAUGUGGUCCUGAUAGAAUGCCUGGAUCAUAUAAGAGUUACCCUUUAGCUGCAUAUCAAGGGUGAAUGAUGAACCAAACUGAAUGUUCAGACCUUGAAAAUAUAUCCUGUAUAUUUUCACAGAAUGUUUUGAGGACCCUAACGUUCUGAGCUGUGCCGCUAUAUGUUCCAGGCAUAGCUACCAAGAAAAUAAGAUGGCAGUUAUGCAAAUAUCAAA